AUGGAGGCUGGACAUUUUGAACGUCCUCCUUAUGAUUCGAAUACAAUGCGUAGUGCUUAUCAUGUCCGGCAAUUUGAGUUAAUGAAACUUCAUUGUAUAGAGGAACCUGUAGAUAUAAUGCUAAGUCAUGAUUGGCCAGAAGGAGUAUAUAAUUAUGGUAAUAAAGAAGAAUUAAUAAAAAAAAAACCUGCAUUUAUUGACGAUAUUAAUCGUCAUAAUUUAGGUAGUCCUCCUUCUAUGGCUCUAUUAAAAAGCAUGCAACCGUAG
Eimeria maxima is the source of this 267-nucleotide messenger RNA. Its product is annotated as serine/threonine protein phosphatase, putative. Gene Ontology annotation, cellular component: nucleus. Gene Ontology annotation, biological process: mRNA splicing, via spliceosome. Lineage: Eukaryota; Apicomplexa; Conoidasida; Eucoccidiorida; Eimeriidae. The transcript has 3 exons. The record is from RefSeq and is a predicted model, not a curated record. Bases 1 to 267 code for a protein of 88 amino acids. Gene Ontology annotation, molecular function: RNA lariat debranching enzyme activity.